UAUCCAGUUUUAGCUAUUUUUUUUAGGGGGAGUCAUACACAAAAGCCCUUAAAAUAGAGUGCAUGAGAGCUCAAUAAAUGUAAAACCCAACCUCUCAGUUUCUCUACUUUUCCUUUAAUUGGCCUCAUCUCUUUUUGCCUCUCUUUGCUCAUCUCUUUCUCCACAAGAGUCUUGAUUUUUAUAAAAAAAGACAAGCUUGGAGCUUUGUUUGAAUGAAGUUACUGUUUGAUCUUUGUUUGUUCUUUUGUCUUUAACCUCUUGGCCCAUUCUUUGUCUGUUUCUUUCAUCAACCACAUAAACAAAAAGGAAACCUCAUCUGUAAACAAGUGUUUAUUUAUCCAAAGAUAAAAAAGUUCUGAAGCUUGUGGACAUGGAAAAGAAACUGAUAAUGUUUCUGUUCCUUCUGCAACUUCUGUCCUUAAACACUCUGUCUCUGAAACAUUCUUCAGCUAAACCAAAUGCAAAGAUCACUGUAAUGGGUCUUGUUUACUGCGACAUCUGCUCCAACAACAGUUUCUCCAAACACAGCUACUUCAUUCCCGGUGUGGAAGUGAGAAUAAUCUGCAGAUUCAAUUCAGCUUCGUCGAGAACUAGAGAGAUGAUAACGUUCUCUGCAAAUCGAACCACAAAUGAGCUUGGACUCUACAAGCUAGACAUAACAUCUUUGGAAGGCGUUGCUUGCGCCGCAGCAGCAAAGAAAGAUUCUCUAAUGGCUUCUUGUCAGGCAAGCUUGAUUGGUAGCUCCAAAGAUUCUUGCAGCGUUCCUGGCUUUAAAACUACAACGGAUCAGGUUGUGUUUAAGUCCAAGAGGUCGAAUCUCUGUGUCUAUGGGUUUACAGCUUUAAAUUUUAGACCCUUACAGAAGAAUCUUCACUUGUGUGGCAAGUAACAGAGAACAAACUGCAAUAAUCUUAGUCUUUGUUUGUUUCUACUCUAACAGGAACAAGAUCACUCUGUUCUGUCUUCUUGUUUUAUGUAUCUUUAUCUUUAGACUUUGUUUAUUUUAUUUAUAUAUAA
This is a messenger RNA of Arabidopsis lyrata subsp. lyrata, 1017 nucleotides long. RefSeq lists its product as uncharacterized. The record is from RefSeq and is a predicted model, not a curated record. Bases 371 to 889 code for a protein of 172 amino acids. NCBI's taxonomy places the organism in Eukaryota, Viridiplantae, Streptophyta, Magnoliopsida, Brassicales, Brassicaceae. The transcript has 2 exons.